Messenger RNA from Blepharisma stoltei, 993 nucleotides. The record is from the annotation of a GenBank genome assembly. NCBI's taxonomy places the organism in Eukaryota, Ciliophora, Heterotrichea, Heterotrichida, Blepharismidae.
AUGCUGAGAGCUCUGAAAGGAACUUUUCGAUUUUUCAGCACUGAUAUCAAAAAAGAAGCUAUGGCAGCUAUGGAAGAAUACAAGACUUUUAUAUAUGAUAUUGACUCAUAUACUGCAUGACUUAGCAAGGUUAUGAAGUCCCCUGUACCAGUUGUCCUUAAUUGCUAUGCAGAUUGGAGCAAUCCAUGCAGAAAGCUUGUCCCAAUUAUUCAAAAGCAUGCGUUGGAAGCAAGAGGCAAAUGGGCUCUAGCCAAUUAUAAUAUUGAUGAACUUCCAGAUUUAAUGAAAGGUUUGCAGAUCAAAGUUGUCCCGACACUAAUACUGAUGAAUGGGGGAAAUUAUAUUAAUAAGUUAGAAGGGAUGCCUGAUGAAGACAGCUUGGCUCAGUUUUUAAGUGAUGUAAAAAUGUUGGCUGGGCUGUUAACAGAUGAGGAUAUUCUUGUUAGUGUAUUAGAAGCCGCAAAAGAUUUUCUGAAUGCAAAAGAAUACGAUAACGCAGUUUUCAGCUACAAAGACGCAUUGAAAAAUGAAAAAUAUAGGGAAAAAUACGAAUAUUUAAUUUACUCAAAUUUAGCAAAUGCCCAUUUUCUUAAAGGGGAGCUCGCGAAGGCUGAAGAUUAUGCAAUUAAAGCUCGAAGUAAAAAUCCAGAUGAAGCAAAGACAAAUAAAGAAUUGGAAAAUAUAUUAAAUGUUGUGGAGCAAACAAGGAAUAACCAAGAAUAUACAGAAGUUCUAAAUAAGCUUGAAGAAGAAGCCUCAGCUGAUUUAAUGAAUAUUUCAAAACAAACACAAAUUGCGAUGGUCCAUUUAAAUUAUGGAUACCACCAAAAAGCAAUAGACAAGGCAAUCGAAAUCAUUGAAAAAGAAAAAAGUCUGAAAGGAGAAGGUCAAAAAACUUUAUUAGAAAUUGUAAAAGUAUUAGGAGAAAAGCAUGAAUCAAUUAUUGCUGCAAGAAAAAGGCUGCAAAAAUUAAUGACAAAGAUAUAUGUGUAA